CAUGGCGGCGCCCGUCAGAAAUAGCCGCUUCCUCUCAUUUUUUCGCAAAGUGGGAAGUUGUUUUCUCAACUCGAUUGUCAUAACCCAGGCGGCCGCGACAGUGGUCAGAAUGGACUCGGAGAGGACAGCCAAGUUGGAGUUUACUGUGCAGAUGACAUGUGAAAGCUGCGCAAAUAAAGUUAGGGGUGCACUGGAGGGUAAACCAGGUGUGAAGUCGGUCCAUGUGGAUGUGCAGUCUGAGGCUGUUCUGGUGGAGACUGUGCUGACCAGUGCAGAGGUCCAGGCGCUUAUUGAGAGCACCGGCCGCAGAGCUGUACUGAAGGGCAUUGGAGGGUCACAGCAAGACCUGGGGGCAGCUGUGGCCAUGCUGUUUGGCUCAGGAGUGCAGGGUGUGGUGCGUUUCCUGCAGCUGUCUCCAGAGCGCUGCCUCAUUGAUGGCUCCAUCGACGGGCUGCAGCCUGGAGCCCACGGCCUCCACGUCCACGCUCUGGGGGACCUCACAUUGGACUGCCUCAGUUGUGGAGAGCAUUAUAAUCCAUUUGGACAGCAGCAUGGUGGACCAGGGGACUCUGAAAGGCACGUCGGAGAUCUAGGAAAUAUUGUUGCCAGUGAAGAUGGAAAAGCUUCGUUUAGGCUAGAAGAUGAUCAACUCAAGGUGUGGGAUGUGAUUGGCCGGUCUUUGGUCGUGGAUGCAGGAGAAGAUGAUUUGGGGCGGGGUUCUCAUCCUCUGUCUAAACUGACAGGAAACUCAGGAGAAAGACUGGCCUGUGGCAUCAUUGCUCGGUCAGCGGGUCUCUUUGAAAACCCCAAGCGGAUUUGUGCGUGCGAUGGAGUGACACUGUGGGAGGAGAGAGACAGGCCCAUUGCAGGAAAAGGUCGAAACAAGGCCAACAUGGACACACCGGCUGCUCACCUGUGACCUUUGUACCUGUGAACUUUACACCUGAAGGAUCACCAACAAAAUGAAAAGACAAGUUAUCAAAGAGGAGCUUUGUGCACCACAGCAGGUGACGGAGAGACUGAAUUCACACUUAUACACACCACAUCAAAACAGGACAAAACCUUGAACUAAACCUGGACUAGACCAUGACUAAACCAUGUCUACAACAGGACCAUCCCAAGUCUACAUCAGGACUAAACCAGACUGAACCAGGACAGGACAAGUGUGAAUACAGCCAAAGGUACAUGUUAGCAGAUUACCAGUGAACCAGCAAAGAUCUUUUUUUUUUUUCCCAAGUGUCAUUUGAAGAAAACUAAUUGUGAUGUUAACAGCAAAAAAAGUUAAUUGUUUAGUAAAGACAAUCAAAUAAUAUCAGGAUAUCAGAAAUGUGCUAUAACGUGCCUGUGAAUGUCCUGCAGAAAUCAAGUCGCGCUUCAUUCAUUCAUUUCUUCAAAACAAUUAUUUCAGUUAUGUAGACAAUGUAUUGUCCACCUCUGCUUAACAGCACUUAAAGAGAAAAUCAGUCUGCAGUCUAAUUUAUAAAAGACUAGGCAGCAGUACAUGGUUUAGAAGUUAAUUUAAUUUGCUACACUCAGUCUUUCAUCAUCAGAAUACGUGCUGUGCGAACAACAAUCUUUAGCCAUAGACUGUAUAAAUAAGUUGACUUGGUGAAGCAGCUAGCCCUUCUGCUGCUGUCUUUCAGGGUCAUUUUGGUCUUUAAAUGUUCUUAUUGACCUGCUCUAUAUGAUCCUAUUUUUAUUUUGCUAUUGUGUCCAUAAAUCAAGAUGUUAACAUUCUUUCCCCAAAUUCACUCCUAUAACUGCUUGCCUCGACAAGCUUCAGUUGAUUGGGGCCGAAUGCUAUGGGUGAUGUCAGACUCUCUUAGUCCACUUCUUUAUACAGUCUAUGUCUUUAACAGGCUUUUAAUCUUUAGUUAUGUGCGCUUGUAUCAUUGUAGUUUGAAGUAGCAGACAGGAGCAUUAUGGCUGGCUGUUAUGGAUUCUCCUGUAAUUGCUUUUCAUUGUGGUAAUUUGACACUAUUGAAUAAUUCUUAGUGUAUAGUUUUGGUUAAAUAUUACGUUGGAUCUAAGCUAUGUAUUUGCUUUUGUAUGACACAAAUUACUUGCCAAUGGUAUGUGAUUCUUAAGUUCCAUGGAAUUAGAAAUGUUAUUCUAUGUAUUGGCUACAUUUCAAAAAGGAAUGUUUAAUGAUGUGCCCUGGGUGUUUUUUUUAAUCAAAAUAUACAUAAAAGGUUUGUAGUACAAACAUUAUGUCAAACUUACGGGAAAUUAGUUAAAUACCUGUACAUAAUAUAUAAGGCCUUAAUUUUUUUGUUAUUGUCAAUUUUAAGCCACCAAGCCAAAGUGGCACUAAACUGCCUUUCCAAAUUAUUCUUAUUCGCUAUCAAAAAAGCAUUAAUAGAUACACAUGGUCGCAGUUGUGAUUCAGAGGUGGAUGCGCAGGGUGACGAAGGCCAUCAUCGCCGCUUGCGACUUUAAUGUUGAAUUGAAACCUGAUUUUCAUUUGUACUAUAGCACAGCAUAGACUUUUACACGUAAAAGGUUGAUUGUUUUCGCUGGAGUAGAGCAUCGCGCUUAAUCCUAAGUAUCAAAAUCGUGUUUGAGGGCUUGGCAAUCGAUCAAAUUUGGGGGGACUGCAGAUGGAAACUAGAUUUAGCUAAAUCUGGUGUAAAGCAUCUCUUAUUUUGAGAUCAAUGUGUUUACACAUGGUCCUAAUAGACUAAACAGUUGAAUGGAUUCAGUGAUGUCUAAUGGUCAAUGACCAGCUUGAGUCUUUAAUGGAGAGGUCUACUGCCAUGCCUCUGUUAGUGAAAGCAUGUGGUUUGGAGCGGAGUUCACACUUUGUGGGAAUAAAUUUGGCUUUUACAUUGCAAUGAUUAAAAGUAUCAUGUUGAAAGCCAUUUUAUUUAGAAAAUAACUAUUUUAAUUGAAAAAGUGUCUGUGUAAUCCCUCAGUUGUCCAAAUAUGUUUUAUAGUAAAAGAAAAAUUAAAAUCUGUCAACUGAACAAAAAGUUGUAGGAGUGAAGUAUACUGUCUAGCCCACAAUGGAGCUAGUCAGUAUGCUAAUAGGUGUGAGAGCACACUUUAGGGGCCUGAAUGAUUAUGCUAACGAUGACUCAGGCACAGUUUACACUUAGUGUACAAGCAGAAACUAAACAUUAGGUGUGUUAGUUUAAGUUUAGUUAGCUCCUCCCUUCAGACAGAUAUAAGGCAGUGUCCACCAGUAAUCUAACUAAAACUGAAGAAGCAGCUUGGAGGAGCAGCGAAAUGUCUUCACUCCUACAACUUUUUGUCCAGUUGACAGGUUUGAAUUUUUCUUUCACUAAAGUAUCAAUAUAAGAAAAAAAAUUUGCUUGCUUUUUUGCCAUAUCACCCAGCCCUACCUGAGCUCAUUCUAUAUGAAACCAAAAGAUGGAGUGAGUGACCUGAGUAGCAGAGGGAGGACAGGAAUGAGGGGAGGCAGAGUCAUGUUCCCUGUGGAGUGAAAGCAUCAGGGGUCAGUGUAAGUGAGAGGGGCUGGCUGCUCUUUCAACAUGGAGCUUCAAUAUACAGUUCACAGUGUAGCACUACUGUAUGUACAACCUCAAGGUGCUCAAGCUGCAGACCUGUGUGACAUUGCACCAUUCUACAGUCUGUGUGCUUGAACUGUGGUGAUUGUAGUCUUGUUACAACACUUAAAAACUCUAUUUUGAUACUAAAACCCAAUUACCAGUUUGCUUUUGUAAUGUUUUUAUUUUAAAUGUAGUAUUAUAGUAUAAACUGGCAAAUAACAGUAGUUUCUAUAAUAUUACUAAGAUAUGGUUCUAAUCUAUACUAAUCCCGAAACAGUCCAAGACCAUUAUGAAACUAUUCAGGAAAGGUUUGUCCAAUUGAUGUGUUUUUACCUGCUUAAACUAAUACCUAGUUUUCAUACUUGUUUUAAUAUCAGAGCGCCAUUUUUUAAUACUCGAUGAUUGACAGGAAAUAUCUGUGUAUCUUUUUGGUUUGGUAUAGUCUGAUAACUAUAAGAUCUGGUUUAAUAUUUGUGAAAUUGGUUUUGGAUAUUUCAUCUUUGCCAUUCUAUGAUCUGAAAACACCUCUGAAAACUCCACUUAUUACUUUAAAUGAGUUCAGCCUGAUUCACUAAAGGGUAUACAGUAUUUUGUUGUUAUUACACAAAUAUUAGCUCCACUGGAAUUUGUAUUUAUAUGCCAACUGCCUUGACAAUAAUAUUUGCACUUAAAUCAUUCCGUUCCAUUCCAUUCAUUAAAAUAAGUGUAAUUAAUG
Periophthalmus magnuspinnatus is the source of this 4227-nucleotide messenger RNA. RefSeq names its product copper chaperone for superoxide dismutase (gene ccs). Bases 2 to 919 code for a protein of 305 amino acids. Gene Ontology annotation, biological process: removal of superoxide radicals. NCBI's taxonomy places the organism in Eukaryota, Metazoa, Chordata, Actinopteri, Gobiiformes, Gobiidae. The transcript has 8 exons. The record is from RefSeq and is a predicted model, not a curated record. Gene Ontology annotation, molecular function: copper ion binding.